AUGAUGACAUCCAAAGAAGUGGCCAAAUGUGAUGCAGUGGAGAACAGGAGGCGAAGUCCUCUGGACCACUUGCCUCCUCCUGCCAACUCCAACAAGCCUCUGACCCCAUUCAGCAUCGAGGACAUCCUCAACAAACCUUCUGUGAAACGAAGUUACACCAUUUGUGGAACAGCUCAUCUCAUUUCGUCCUCUGAGAAGCACCGUCCGUCCAGCAUCCCUCUGUCCAGCCGGGCUCUCCUCAACCAAACCUCGCCUCUCUGUGCGUUAGAGGAGCUGGCCAGCAAGACCUUCAAGGGUCUGGAAGUCAGUGUUUUACAGGCUGCAGAAGGCCGGGACGGGAUGACUCUAUUCGGCCAGAGAAACACUCCCAAGAAGCGUCGAAAGUCUCGGACAGCCUUCACCAACCACCAGAUCUACGAGCUGGAGAAGCGGUUCUUGUACCAGAAGUAUCUCUCCCCGGCGGACCGGGACCAGAUCGCUCAGCAGCUGGGCCUGACCAACGCACAGGUCAUCACCUGGUUCCAGAACCGGAGAGCCAAGCUAAAACGAGACCUGGAGGAGAUGAAGGCCGACGUGGAGUCAGCCAAGGCCAUCGGCCAGGUUCCUCUGGAGAAGCUCGCCAAGCUGGCAGACCUGGAGAAAUGCGCCAAUGGCACCCUGGGACACCCGAGGGUCGAUUCCCCUCGCCAGCAGGAUCUCGAUCUGGUCCAGAAACUGUCUCCGUUCUCAGACCACACAACCAGUAAAGAGUGCUCAGAGGACGAGGACGUGGAGAUUGACGUGGACGACUGA
This is a messenger RNA of Anoplopoma fimbria (sablefish), 792 nucleotides long. RefSeq names its product ladybird homeobox 1b (gene lbx1b). Bases 1 to 792 code for a protein of 263 amino acids. The record is from RefSeq and is a predicted model, not a curated record. NCBI's taxonomy places the organism in Eukaryota, Metazoa, Chordata, Actinopteri, Perciformes, Anoplopomatidae. Gene Ontology annotation, molecular function: DNA-binding transcription factor activity, RNA polymerase II-specific; DNA binding. The transcript is spliced from 2 exons. Gene Ontology annotation, biological process: regulation of DNA-templated transcription.